This is a messenger RNA of Salvia hispanica, 2065 nucleotides long. The record is from RefSeq and is a predicted model, not a curated record. NCBI's taxonomy places the organism in Eukaryota, Viridiplantae, Streptophyta, Magnoliopsida, Lamiales, Lamiaceae.
UCUUAUCUCCAUAUCACAAUGAUUAAAAAUUUAAAAUAAUAAAAUUUCACUUCAUCUCUAAUUCUAAAAGUUUCGAUAAUUUCACAAAAUAUGUCGCCUAGUGGUACCAUAGUCUUCUCCACCGUCGGCCGCGCCAACUACGGCUUCGACAUUUUCUCCGUUCAACUCAACGGCUCCACCGAUUUCUCCGAGCGCCGCCUCACCGACGGCGCAUCCAUCAACUUCAACGGCAGCUUCCUCGACGACGACAACACAAUCGUCUACAUCUCCGAGAGAACAGGUUCCGCUCAGAUAUUCUUCAACCGUGGCGGCGCCGACGCUCAUCCCGAACCCCUCCCCUCCGCCGCGGGUAGCCUCUUCCACGACCGCCCUUCCGUCUAUAACCGCCGCCUCUACUUCAUUUCAGCACACGAGCGCCCCGAGAAGCUGUUCACGAGCUGGUGCGCUCUCUAUUCCGCCGGAGUCGAUGAUGAAAAAGUCGAGCGAUUGACGCCUCACGGCUUUGUUGAUUUCAGCCCCGCCGUCUCCCCGUCGGGGAAGCUAAUCGCCGUCGCUUCCUAUGGAAAUAGACGGUGGGGAGGCGAAUUCCACGAUCUCCGUACGGAGAUUGUUGUUUUUAGUGAAUCGAAUCCGGCGAAGCGUUUUCUGGUUUGCGAUCACGGUGGCUGGCCGACGUGGUGCGGCGAUUCGACACUGUAUUUCCAUCGCCAGUCCGAUGAUGGAUGGUGGAGCAUUUUCCGAACUGAUUUGCCUUCCGAUUUCUCUCAUGAUUUCGAAUUCUCCGCCGCGCCUCGCCGCGUAACGCCUCCGGGGAUCCACUGCUUCACCCCUGCCGCAGUGCCGGAUAGCACGAAAAUUGCCGUCGCGACGAGGCGGAAGGGGAAUAAUCAUCGGCACAUUGAGAUUUUUGAUACAGAGUUACAGAAAUUCUAUCCUGUAACCGAGUUGAUAAACCCUGAUUUCCACCAUUACAACCCCUUUGUAUCGCCGGGAGGUUCAUUUCUCGGUUAUCACCGCUUCAGAGGCAGCGGCGGUGCCGGAACCACCACGAUUCCACAUCUCGAUCCAAUUUCGAGUCCAUUAGAAGGCCUACGCAUGUUCAGGAUCAACGGCUCUUUCCCCGCCUUCUCCCCCUCCGGCGAUUUCAUCGCACUCAACGGCGAUUUCGAUCAGAAUUCCGGCCUCAGAAUCCUCAGAUCCGACGGCACAAAGCGGUGGAAUCUGUUCCAAAAUCGAACCACCUUCUCCAAUUGCUGGAACCCCGCCGAUGAAAACGUGAUUUUCGUAUCGAUCGGUCCUGUUUUCGAAUCCGUAACUGCGAAUGUCCAUAUCGCCCGAGUCACAUUCAAUCGAUCAGAUCUAACAAACGAUCGCGACGAAAUCGCCGCCGAUAUCAAAAUUCUCACCGAAGAAGGCACCGGCAACAACGCCUUCCCAUCCUGCUCCCCCGACGGAAAAUCCGUCGUGUUCCGAUCCGGCCGAGACGGUCACAAAAACCUCUACAUCAUCGACGCCGUCUCCGGCGAAUCCGCCGGAAUCCGCCGCCUGACCGACGGCGCGUGGAUCGACACGAUGCCGAGCUGGUCGCCGGACGGGGAGACGAUCGCGUUCUCCUCGAAUCGGCACCGGCCGGACGAUCCGAGCGUGUUCGGUAUAUACAUAGCUAGGGCGGACGGGUCGGAGGUUCGGAGAGUGGUGGUGGCCGGAUUUGAGGAGGAGAGGGAGAGGUUGAACCACGUGUGCUUUAGCGCGGACAUGGAGUGGCUGCUGUUCACGGCGAAUUUGGGCGGAGUGACGGCGGAGCCGGUGGCGGUGCCGAAUCAGUUCCAGCCGUAUGGGGAUUUGUACGUGGUGAGGUUGGAUGGGAGCGGCUUGCAAAGGCUGACGUGUAAUGCGUAUGAGAACGGGGUGCCUACGUGGCACCCUAAGGAUAGAUUGGAUCUUCAGCAAAUUAAUCUGGUUGGUGAAAAUGGGGAUGACUUGAAGGGGAAGUUCAUUGAACCAUUGUGGAUCAAAUGUGAUAUUUGAACAUAUGAUUAAUGUCAAAAUAUGCAGUUGUGUUUAA